Messenger RNA from Orbicella faveolata, 14211 nucleotides. Its product is annotated as midasin-like. NCBI's taxonomy places the organism in Eukaryota, Metazoa, Cnidaria, Anthozoa, Scleractinia, Merulinidae. The record is from RefSeq and is a predicted model, not a curated record. Gene Ontology annotation, molecular function: ATP hydrolysis activity; ATP binding. Gene Ontology annotation, biological process: ribosomal large subunit export from nucleus; ribosomal large subunit assembly. Gene Ontology annotation, cellular component: nucleus; preribosome, large subunit precursor.
UAGGCUCAGCUCCCCGCACGUGCAAAUUUCAACAAGAUUUGUUUUUAUUUGAAAACAUGGUUUUCAUUCCGAAUUACGUUCUGUUUUGUACACUUCUGCCUGCUUAAUUUAUUUAGAGAAAUGAACUAUACGAAGGAUUUUCGCUUUGACUUCUUGGGCGCUUUAAAAUGUCUGUGUGAUUGUGACGAUCGCUUGAGGAAUGAACUUGCACAAUUUUCAGAAGUGAAGAGCUGGUCUUUUCAGGAGAAGCAAAAUCUACUGCAGAAGUUGGCGGAGGUUUUCUUGAUUCAGGAUUUGGUUCCUUAUCUAGUUAAAUACUGCAGACCAAUACUACUUGAAAUUCUCGAACGUGGAUCUCAAAUCCUGCACCAUAGAUCCAGUCUGGAGAAUGAAGGAUUCUGUUACAUUCUCAGUUGUCUGUUGCCUCUCUCUCACUUGAAAAGUUUUAUCUACAGAUUUAUGAAGGCUUCUUGUUUGUUCAGGAUUUUUUCACAAGAGGAGCAGAAUAAUGAACAAUCAAAUGAAAGGAUUUUGUGUGUUUUGAAAACUGGCUACAAUUUACUGUUUUAUGAUUUUGAAACAUUUUACAGAGUAUGGGACUGGAGUUUUAUUUUUAAACUUCUGCUACACAGACAUCCUGAAGUGAGAUGGUAUGCUCUUCAUAUUGUGGCAAUUUUAACAGAGAUGUCAGACCAAGUGAAGCACAGUCUGCUGGAUAAACUCCUUAGCAUUGAAGAAAAAAAUUCACUUGCAAUUCGCAAAUGCUUAACUGGAGAGUCGUGGAGUUUAAGAGAAGAAUGUGUGAUUAGGGAUGAACUCUGCCCUAUGGCUUCUGAUUCUAUGGAUGUAGACACCAGCAGCACUAAUGAGUCAUGUAUUAGUGACAAAGAUUUAAUUGGCGAAUAUGCAACCAUUUGUGGUGUUUUGUUACCAAUGCUACCUGGAACUCCAGGUCUUGUGGACAAAUCUCUUGUUAUGGUACCAUCGAUGGUAAGCAAUCUUCAUUCACUUGUACUAUCAGUGGCAUCAGGCCAUGGAGUACUGCUUGAGGGACCUAUUGGCUCUGGGAAAACAAGUCUAGUUGAGUAUCUAGCCAGGGCAACAGGGAGAACAAGUCCACCUGACUUUAUCAAGGUUCAACUGGGAGAUCAAACUGACAGCAAGUCCUUGCUAGGAACAUAUGUGUGCACAGACACCCCAGGUGAGUUUGCUUGGCAGCCUGGACCUCUGUUGCAAGCAGUUCGAGGAGGGCACUGGAUUCUCCUGGAAGAUAUUGACUUGGCCCCCAUGGAUGUUACCUCUGUGCUGAUUCCAUUGCUUGAAUCACAAAUGCUUUCUGUGCCUGCACAUGGAAAUGCAGUGAAGGCAUCACCAGGAUUUCAGCUGUUUGCUACACAGAGAUUGUACAGUAGUCUGGGUGGAUCAAGCUAUCAAGCUACUGGUGCUAAUUCUGCUAUCCUGGACAAACUGUGGACAAGAGUUCAAAUUGAGCCACUUUCCAAGGAAGAACUGGUUCAUCUUGUACAUCAAAAAUAUGCAGACCUGGAAGCAGUGGCAACAAAGUUGGUGGAUAUUUACUGCCUCUUAUCAACAGAUCCGCAACUUGUUUCCAGUCAAGAUAUAACAAACUGUUCCCUUCCUCACGAUAAGCGGCUGAGCUCGACAAGAGAUUUCAUGAAGUGGUGCAGCAGGGUAGCUGUAACUGCUUGUGGUGCACCCACUCUGCUUGACUCCAAAGAUGUUUUUCUUGAAGCUCAAGACUGUUUCAGUGCUCCUUUAGCAAAAACAGAAGAAAGGAAUUUUUUAGACAUGGCAGUGGGUGCCAAACUAGGCUUGACAAAAGAGAAGAUUGAAUUCUUCUUCAGAAGCUACAAACCAAAAGUCCAUACCUCACCAUUGUCCUUGACAGUUGGUAGAAUCACUUUGAAAAGAAAGCAUUAUGAUAAUGUGCCAGUGCACUUAAGUGAAAGAAACCUCCCAAAAUAUGCACAUACUAGACAUUCCUUAGUGUUACUUGAAAAAGUUGCUGCUUGCAUCAGAAACAAUGAACCUGUUUUUCUUGUUGGAGAAACAGGAACAGGCAAAACAUCAACAGUCCAAUACCUGGCGGCACAGUGCUCAGUCAGUUUGAAGGUUGUCAAUAUGAGUCAACAGAGUGACAGUUCAGAUCUACUUGGUGGUUACAAACCUGUAGAGAUGAAACAGAUUGUCGCUCCUGUGAGGGAAAAGUUUGAGGUGCUUUUUUGUAAGACAUUUUCAAGAAAGCAAAAUGUGAAGUUCUUGAGUCAUGUACAGAAGUGUUUUGCCCAAGGACAGUGGGAAAUGCUGUUCAAGCUAAUGAUGCAUUGCCAAAGGAAUGCUGUGGAAAGGGUGAAGAAAGAUCAUCAAACGAGUCAUCUUCUCUUGGAAUGGCAAAGUGUAAGCCAAGACAUUCAGCAACUGCAAAAGCAGCAGAAAAAUGCAGAAAGCACAUUGGCAUUCCGAUUUGUUGAAGGCACCCUGGUACAAGCUGUGCAAAAAGGUGACUGGGUGUUACUGGAUGAAAUUAAUUUGGCCACACCCGAGACAUUGGAGUGUCUGUGUGGUUUGCUAGAGAGUUCAUCUGGCUCAGUGGUUCUCAUGGAAAGAGGCGAUGUCACACCUACUCUAAGGCAUGAAGAUUUUCGUCUGUUUGCCUGCAUGAAUCCAGCUACUGAUGUGGGAAAAAAAGACCUACCACCUGGAGUUCGAAACAGGUUCACAGAAAUCUUUGUCAGUGAGUUAGAGAGUACUGCAGAUCUGAAAACCCUGGUGGUGGAUUACCUUCAAGGAUUGUCACCUAAUGCCUCUAUUGUGGAUGGCAUUGUCAGGUUUUACCUCACAGUCAAACAUGAAACGAAUGAUAAGCUGACUGAUGGCACAGGACACAAACCUCAUUACAGUUUGCGGACUUUAUGCCGAGCUUUAAAAUAUGCAGCAGCAAACCCUCAUCAGAAUGCUUUGAGGUCUAUCUAUGAGGGUUUUUGUUUGAGUUUUCUGACGCAGUUGGACCGCUCAUCUCACCCUGCUGUACAGUCCCUCAUUAAACAACACCUCCUGGGGCAUGUGAAUGGUGCCAGCAUGUUGAAGCAGCCCCUACCCAUGCCACAACACUCUGGACAGUUCUGUAAUUUUGAAGGUUUCUGGAUUGCAAUGGGCAGCAAAGAACCGGUUGUGUCAACAGAGUAUGUGUUAACAGCUUCAGUGAAGGCUAACUUGAAGGAUCUUGGCAGAGUUGUGUCUGCAAGAGACCAUAGGAGGUUGUUGGAUGACAACAGAGAGCUGUUUAUUCCUGAAACACAAGAGACAGUUGUAGCCCACCAAAUGUUCAUGUUGUUUGCUACACAAAAUCCACCUGGACAUUAUGGUGGAAGAAAGGUGCUGUCACGAGCCUUUCGGAAUCGCUUUGUGGAACUUCAUUUUGACGAGCUUCCCAGCAAGGAACUGGAAAUUAUACUUCACAAACGUUGUAGUUUGCCACCCUCAUAUGCCAAGAAACUUGUUUCCAUCAUGCUAGACUUACAGGCGCGCCGUAGAAGCAGCAAUGUGUUUGCUGGGAAGCAAGGAUUUAUUACUCUCCGUGAUUUGUUUCGCUGGGCAGAGAGGUACAGCAAGACACCUGACGUUGAAGGUGGUGGCUUUCAUGACUGGGAUCAACAUCUUGCUGAGGAUGGUUACAUGCUUCUUGCUGGCCGGUGCCGAAAUCCUUCAGAAUGCAAAGUCAUCCAGGAAGUGAUUGAACUCCACAUGAAAAGAAAACUUGACCCUGAUAUCUUGUUUGGUGAUGCAUCAGUGGAAAGGCAUUCCACUGGCGUUUCUAGUCUCAUGACAGAAGUCACCUCAGCCUCACUGGAGGGAUUCAAGCACAUUGUCUGGACUCAGAGCAUGCGGCGACUUGCUGUCCUGGCUGGGAGGGCACUGCAAUUUGGAGAACCAGUUUUACUUGUUGGAGAAACAGGUUGUGGCAAGACAACCAUUUGUCAGUUGUUUGCUUCACUGUGGAAUCAAAAGAUGUUUGCUGUCAACUGUCACAUGCAUUCUGAGUCUGCUGAUUUCCUUGGAGGUCUGAGACCUGUGAGGAACAGAGGCCAGGAGGAGCAGAAUGAACAAGUUUCCAAACUAUUUGAGUGGUGUGAUGGACCACUUGUACAAGCCAUGAAAGGGGGCGCCAUGUUCUUAGUAGAUGAGAUUUCUCUGGCUGAUGACUCGGUACUAGAGAGACUGAACAGUGUCCUGGAGCCUGAGAGAACAUUAUUGCUUGCUGAGAAAGGUGGUGGUGGACAUUCAGCAGGAGAAGAUAUUGAUGUGCUCAUUGCACACAAAGACUUCAAAAUUAUAGGAACAAUGAAUCCUGGCGGAGACUUUGGCAAGAAAGAGCUGUCGCCUGCUUUGAGAAACAGGUUCACAGAGAUUUGGUGCCCUCCUUCAAAUGUCAGGGAAGACCUCAUAAAGAUUAUAGAUCACAACAUCAAGCCUGGAAUUACACUGCAGUCAACCUGCAAAGGGACAUCUGGAAUAGGAGAGGCCAUGAUGGACUUUAUAGAAUGGUUCCAUUCCAAGGACUUUGGAAAGAAGUUUGUGGUGAGCAUCAGAGAUCUUUUGUCUUGGGUAAACUUUAUCAAUACAUGUAGUUUCCCAGCAACGCGUGAUGAUAUGGAGGACAAAGUACUGCUCCCUCCAGCCAUGGCGUAUGUCCAUGGUGCUUGCCUUGUGUUUCUGGAUGCUUUAGGCUCAGGUUCAUCAUCGUCAGUGUCAGCAUCAUCGUCAUCAUCAUCAAGUGGUGCUGUGAAAGAUGCAUACAAAGCAUGCUUUGAAUUCCUAGGUAGUCAGGUGGAACAAAGCAAAGAAGCAGAGGGAUGUUUUGGAGAGCAAAAUGGAAUCACCAGUGACAGAACAGAUGUGUUUGGUAUUAGCCCGUUUUUCAUUCCAAGAGGUCCACUGCUCCCACCAGAGAACUUUGGAAGCUCAUAUACCCUCAGCUCACCAACAACAUCUCAAAAUGCACAGCGUGUGCUCCGUGCCCUUCAGCUGCCCCGCCCUAUUCUGCUGGAGGGUUCUCCUGGAGUUGGGAAAACCAGUCUUGUUGGAGCUAUUGCAAAGGCUUCUGGUCAUGAGUUAAUUAGGAUAAACCUCUCUGAGCAGACUGAUGUGACAGACCUGUUUGGUGCUGACUUACCUGUUGAGGGAGGUGAAGCUGGGCAGUUUGUUUGGCGGGAUGGACCACUGUUGAAGGCACUUAAAGCAGGACAUUGGAUUGUCUUGGAUGAGCUGAAUUUAGCCUCACAGUCUGUUCUUGAAGGACUCAAUGCCUGUCUGGACCACAGGGCUGAAGUUUAUAUUCCUGAGCUGGGGAUGACGUUCAAAGUUCAGCGUGAGAAGACGAGAUUAUUUGCUUGUCAGAAUCCAUUGAACCAAGGAGGUGGAAGGAAAGGCUUGCCAAAGUCUUUUCUUAACAGAUUCACACAGGUAUAUGUAGAGCCACUUUCGAAACCAGACUUGCUGUUCAUCACAGAAGCUCUUUACCCACAAAUAGAUCAUAAUAUCUUAGAAAAGAUGGUCACAUUCAAUCAAAAGAUUCACCAAGAGACAGUUGUGGAGGGGAGAUGGGGAAGGAAAGGAAGUCCCUGGGAAUUAAACUUAAGAGAUGUAUUCAGGUGGUGUGAUCUGCUUAUCAAACACCAGUCUCCUGGUUUUUGGGACAUCAGUCAGUUUGUGCAUCUUAUUUACAGUGAUAGAAUGAGGACAGUGCAAGAUAAACAGAUGGUGCUCAAGUUGUUCAAGUCAAUUUUUGAGAAUUCAGAGCAGAUAAGCAACAUCUUCCAGGCCCGGAAGUCAUUUUGCAUCACACCAACUCAUGUUCAGGCUGGUCAUUCAUGGCUUCCUAGAUGUACCUCAGUGGAUCAAUCCAGUAUUUCUGGAAGACCUUUGCAAGUCCUCCAUCAUUGUCUGCCAGCCAUGGAGUCACUGAUGACGUGUCUUGACAUGAACUGGAUGGCCAUACUAGUUGGUCCAAGGUCCUGUGGAAAGACAUCCCUUGUCCAUCUUGUUGCUCAACUGACGGGAAACAGGCUAGAAGUAAUGGCCAUGAACAGUGCCAUGGAUACUACAGAACUACUGGGAGGAUUUGAACAAGUACGACAGUCUUUUCAGCAACAGCAAUAUCCUUCUGUUCUGGACAGACUGAAUGCUUUGUUAGAGCCUGGAGGAGUCCUGACCAUUGAUGAAAGGGGUGUCAUAGAUGGGCAAAUCCCCGCCAUCAAACCACACCCUAACUUCAGGUUGAUUCUAGCCAUGGAUCCGAGAUAUGGGGAAAUAUCACGAGCAAUGCGUAAUAGAGGAGUAGAGAUUUUCAUGCUAGGAGAGGAGGAUCGUGACAUGUUUGAUGACUAUGAUCGCCACAUGAUGCUACAUGGUUUAGGGCUGGAAGAUAAGGCGACAUGUGAUUCUCUUGUUACGUUUCAAAAAGACUUCAAGAGAGUCGUUGGAGGUUCAGUACUAGACAUGCUUCAUGCAGCGUCACUAACAAGGCAACUCCUUGAACGAGGAAGUGAUGCACUGUCUGCUAUUACAACUUCUCUUAAACAAGUUUAUCUUCGAAAUCAGGUGUCUGAACAAAGCAAACAGGUAUCGUCAUUUUGCAUGAAACAUGAAACAUCCAUGUGGACAGUAGUUUUUAACAACAUAAUGGGGUUAAGUGGUAUUUUAGAAGAAUUUAUACUGAGGAAAUUAGGUAAGACUGUUGAAGCACCUGUCAAUACAGCUCUGAUACAAGAUGCACCAGUAAUUAUGCACGCCACAAGUGAUUACAGGGAUUCCCACAGCAGUCAUUUCCUUUUUUCAGACACCAGAGACAUUCUAUGGGAUUCCAUUUGCCGUGGCAAGAUGUGGGUACAACUUGGCUUGGUGCUGUCGUUGAUCCUGUCUCCUGUUGGGACAGUGGAUCCUGUGGAGAAGAACAGCAUUGUGUUGCAGCAUGUUAAGAAAGAGAUUCAAAGACUUGAAGAAGAGUUAAAAGUGAGGUACUACGCAGAAGAAUAUUGGACCGGUUUGAAGACCAGCUCAGAUCAACUGGAAGCUCUGUUGUCACUGGAGUGCUGGAGUGAAUCACAGUUAACCUCAAAUCCUUGGCGUGUCCGGCGGCUGUUAACCAAACUAAAAGAACUCCGAGUUCAAGCUCAACAUCUGGACAAGAAUUCAGCUUUUAGACCGGCCAUUUCACAGUUUGAAGUUAUUCUUUCUGAAGUAAAACACUACUUGAGUACAGUGGGUGAUACCAGCACAAUUCUCAGCCUGAUUGACUCCCUGAGUGGGCUGGCAUCACAAAUGUAUGCCCAACUUAAAGAAGGUGUCCUCGGAAAUAUUCAGUUGAAUGCUGUCAACUCAGCUCUUCACAAAGCCAAAGCGUGGUACACAUCUGCAGAAAGAUUUGUCCUGCGGUUAAAGAAAGAACACCCACUGUACUGCGAUUUACUGGGACCUUUUGUUGCUGCCGUGUCUCAGGUCAUUUACGGGGUAUCCCUCAUGUCAGCAAAGCUAUCAACGCUGUUUCAACAAUACACUUUUUGCGUUCAGCUUCCAGUGGACACCAAGUCACAGUUUAGUGGUCCAGACGACGUCUUGCAGUUAUUGUGUCAGUUCCCCAUGUCAAGUUCGUCGUCCUGUUUGGACACUGCAGUGUCUCUUAUGUCACCCUCUGUUGAUAGUUGCAUCCAAGGAUCGGUCAAAUAUCUACAAGGUCGUGAAAUGGCCGCUUCAGCAUCUGGACUUGUUGCAUACAGGAUCUUACGCCUGUCAGUGCUUUAUCUUCGUAAUCAUUCCAUCCAACAUGGCUUCCUCGAUAGCAAAAUGUACCAGGCAGUGGCUUCAAUUCUGGCAAUUUUCGUGAACAAAUGGAAAAUCUUCAAAGAACAAGAAAGGGAGCGAGAAGAGGAGGAGGGAAACUUGUUCAAAUUUAGGAACAAAAUUCAUGGCUCAAAUCUAACUGAGGAUGAAGAGAAUAAAGAAGCCCUUAGCCAGGCCUUUCCAACCUUUGAUGGAGAUUUUAAGGACAUCAUGGCUCCCCAGGAUUUGAAUGAGAAUGUGGUCGUCCCCCAGGGGGAAAGUGAGUCAUCUACACAUGCUUCAAAAUCAGACGCUGAACUGUUUAUGUCAAACAUUACCGACUUCUCGGAAAUCCGAAAACUACACGAGGAGACGUUCUGUCGAUUUCCAUCAAGUCAAGAUUUCUCUUUAGAUGGGACAGACCGCUGCCCAAGUGAGUCCUUAGAGACGUUGUAUUUGGAAACUUUCCAGUGGAGUUAUCAAACUGCUGCAGUGGUGAAUGCCAUCAUUCCAUACUCAUUAAACCUAACUGCACAAGCAUUGUUAGCACUUUUGUCAGAAAAAGUUACGUUUGUGCNCUUAAGAUCGUGGUUUCUUCAUUCUGAUGCUCGGUCAACUCCCCUUUACCAAAAAGUACAAUCCCAAAGUGUUGUAAGUGCAGGUACCCCGUUUAAUAUUUACCACGAUUCCAACAUUCAAGAGGUGGUCAAGGUGAAACCAGUUCUUCAGCGUUUAAUGGUUCGUGUUCAUGAGUUGUUGGCAGAAUGGCCUCGGCAUCCUAAUCUUUUGCAGCUGUCGGUGGUGGUGCAAAGAAUAUUGUCCUUUCCUGUGACAAGUCCAGUGAUGAAGAUUCUAACAGGUCUUGAGGUUUUGCUUAGGAAGGCCCAGGACUGGGAGUCUAAUGCCGCUAAACAUGUUAGCCUUAAAGACCAUCUGGACAACGUGACAAGUCUGAUUAUACAGUGGAGAAAAAUGGAGCUCAAAUGCUGGUCAUCUCUACUUGAUGUGGCUACUGUUAAGGCGGCAGGAAAGGCCAGUCAGUGGUGGUUUCAUAUUUAUAACUCGUUGGAACAGUUUAGGGCACGCGAGGAAGGUCAUGAACUCAAUGAUACUAUCCCUAAAGGCAGCGAGUUAAUCGAACCACUUCAGAGAUUCAUUGAAAGCUCAACGCUUGGUGAAUUUGCCUCCCGUGUUCAAAUGCUAUUUGCUUUUUACAAGGAAAUGUGCUACGAGGAAGGCAGCACUUGGAAAACUGAAGUGACAGUGUCAGAUGUUCUGUGGAACCUGUACAGCUACUACAAGCAGUUCAUUCCCUGCGUCGAGCAAACCCUACAAGAAAUGAGAAAACCCAUUGAAAAAGACCUUAAGGUUUGUAGUUGUAUGCAAUAUAGAGCGCCCUUAGACUGCAGAUCAAGCGGUCCGGGUUUGAGCCCUGGUCGGGGUCAUUUACUCAGUUGUGUUCUAGGGCAAGAACCUAAUACUUUCACAGUGCCUCUCACCACACAGAUUUAUGAAUCGUUAUCCGCGAAUUUAAUUUGUUUUAAGGGGGGUUGGGGGGGGGGGGGAAGCUUUAGUAGUACAAUACUAGCAGCUUGUUUCCUGGAAGAGUUUUUAGUAACUGCCAAGUUACCUCUGCUGAUUUGUUUUGUUCCCAAGGUCUCACUUGAUGAACCGGUGCAAAAAACCUUGAUGAAUGUUGGGAAGACUCUUGGCUCUCCCGAAGAAAGAAAACAUCAAACAAAUGAACGAAAAGAUGUACAACCUGAGUGGUUUACAUCACCAGACAACUUAAAGGUGUAUUGUGUCAGAGGUCGUCAGCUUGUUUCAGCGUAUGAACAAUAUGGAUUGUGUCUCCCAAUGAACCAGACUCGGUUACCAAAACUCUUUGAAAAGAUGAGGCAGCUUUCCCAGCAGAUACUGAGCCAACAAGAGUAUAUGCUGCUGGUGAUGUCUUUAGAUGACUUUACAGGUGAAGUCAUUGCCACGUCCAACGAAUUACAGGCUUUAGAUGUGACCAAUCAGCCGAAAGAAAAGCAAGCAGAGAUGCGAAAACAUAUUCAACAAAGGAAACGCAAAAGUCUGUCAGACCUGUUCAAGAUGUUAUCCUCACUUGGUAUGAUGGCAAUGCCUUCUUGUACAACAAAUGUCUCCCUUAAGCAGCUCACAGAAGCUGUCGGUUUACCAAAUGAUGAUGUCACCAGAGGACUGAUACCUCUACCACCUCAGAGAGACCUUGAAGAACGCACGGUCCAGCUGAUGGCUCUUCUAACCCACACGGCCCAGGUUCUACAACAAAUGUCCAUAUUGCUGAAGUGUUGUCCCAGUGAGAAAGUGUCACUUCAGGAAUGGUCUCCACUGCCGCAAUCUCUGCUAUCACCUCUGGCCAUGUCUUCUGCUGACGAUGUUCUCGUCACAGAAGUAACACAGACGCUAGAGGGUUCUGUAAAGAAAGUGCAACAGCUAAGCAAAGAUGUCAGACCUUACGCUGCUGUAUCGGAUCACGUGUUAAAUAAUACCAACCGGGAUGACAGCACAGCUUUUAUAGCUUCUUGGCGUCAGUUUGCUACGGUAUUGGAUGCUUUUGUUAAGUUGGAGAAAAUUGCUGAAGUGAUUGACGAAAUGUUGCCCAAGUUUUCAUCCCAGUUUUGUCCCGCAGAUAAAGGCCUUGGCGGACCACUGACGUGCCUUAAGAAUAAGAUUUUGAAAGAAUGCAGGGAAUUUCACGCCUGGAGAACUGACAUGUUGGUAGAACGAAAUGGAGAGAAACCCUUGAAUGAAGACAAGCAGAUGUUGAAAUGUGUUCAUNACUUGACAACCCUUCUCCAUCAAAGCUUGCUUGAUGACAUCAACAGCCUCGACUUCAACAACGUGACGAAAGCAAUCUCUAGCCUCAUGUCCCAACUCAAAGACAUGGCUGAUUCUACAGGGUCGGCUUAUAGCUCUCCAGUCCAGCUGUCGUCUAUUAGCUUCUGCACGCUGUUACUAGCAAGUUCCAUUCCUCUUCUUCAUCAGUACUUGAACCUCUCGCAGAACCUCCUCGUCAAUUUAUUAGCAGCCCACCGUGCAACAAGCAAACUGCUGUCUGUCUUGUUGAGCAUUUUUACUGACCUGGCCUCGAAGGGAUUCUGUCUCCCCCCGGAAAUUGAAGAGGGUGAAGGGGACGGGGCCACAGAAUUUGAAGACAUUGAAGGGGGAGGUAUCGGAGAAGGAGAAGGAAUGAAGGAUGUCAGUGACCAAAUAGAGAACGAGGAUCAGGUGUGUGAAGAAGAAGAUGCUGUUGCUGAGACUGAUCAAGAAGACUGGAAAACAAAUGCAGAUAGUCAGUCUCAAGAUAACGUCCAGGCCGUAGAGGAUUCUGGAGAAGGCGAGGGAACUGGAGAACAAUCUGAUAUUACCGCUGGCCAAUCUGAGUCCACAGAAGGUAGUGAAGAGCAGGGAGUGGGGCGAGCUGAAGCACCUGGCAACGAGGGACACCACGGGGAGUCACGUCAGAGCACUGUCCAGGCCCCUGCUGACACCAAUCAACAGGCGAACAAGGCAACAAGUCAAGAUCUCUUCCAGCACAUGCAAAAUGAAGAUCCAUCGUCUCACGAUGCGCAGACUCUUGAUAGUGCAACCGCUGAUCAAGCUAAAGAGCAAGAAAAGGCACACUUUCCCGAUAUGCAUAGCGAUGGAGAAGACGAAGAGGAAGAGGAAAUGAAAUCUGCUUUGUUGGAAGAGAAUGAUGAACUUCCUACGCCAGACAAACCACAGCAAUCUCGACUACCACCGCCAAUCAAGUCUCAAAUAACAGCAGAUAAUGAAGAUGGAAGCGAUGGAGCUGAGAGUGAGUCUCGUGAGGAUGACAUGGAAACUAAUGAUGGUGAAGAAAUGACAGCUGAGCGCAUGCGCAGUACUUAUCACUCUUCUGAUAUGGCGCUGGCGUUUGAGAGACUGGACAUAUCAUCGCUGGAUCCUGAGAAGUUAAGGUCAGAUCUCGAACAUCAGUUGGCAGAAUGGAGCAACAUGGACCGAGGUACGGCCGACGAACAGCGAGUCGCACAAGAGGCCUGGCGCAAGUACGAGCUUCUCACCUCCAGUCUCUCUCAGGAGUUGUGUGAACAGUUGCGACUGGUGCUAGAACCUUCAUUAGCUACCAAACUCAAGGGAGAUUACCGGUCGGGGAAAAGGUUAAACAUGAGGAAGGUGAUCUCUUACAUCGCCAGUCAGUUCCGCAAGGACAAGAUCUGGCUGAGGAGAACUAAGCCUAGUAAGAGGCAGUACCAGAUCAUGUUGGCUGUGGACGAUUCUUCCAGUAUGAAUGAUAACCACUCUAAACAGCUGGCGUUUGAGUCCUUAGCAGUGAUCAGCAAUGCAUUAACCAGACUGGAGGCUGGUGACUUGGGUGUGUGUAGGUCAGUGCAGUUCAUUUGUUUGUCUUUAUCUAAGUCCUUGCAAAUAUUUAAGCAACUUUCUUCCUUCUUGAAGGACAUAUCAUCGCUGGAUCCUGAGAAGUUAAGGUCAGAUCUCGAACAUCAGUUGGCAGAAUGGAGCAACAUGGACCGAGGUACGGCCGACGAACAGCGAGUCGCACAAGAGGCCUGGCGCAAGUACGAGCUUCUCACCUCCAGUCUCUCUCAGGAGUUGUGUGAACAGUUGCGACUGGUGCUAGAACCUUCAUUAGCUACCAAACUCAAGGGAGAUUACCGGUCGGGGAAAAGGUUAAACAUGAGGAAGGUGAUCUCUUACAUCGCCAGUCAGUUCCGCAAGGACAAGAUCUGGCUGAGGAGAACUAAGCCUAGUAAGAGGCAGUACCAGAUCAUGUUGGCUGUGGACGAUUCUUCCAGUAUGAAUGAUAACCACUCUAAACAGCUGGCGUUUGAGUCCUUAGCAGUGAUCAGCAAUGCAUUAACCAGACUGGAGGCUGGUGACUUGGGUGUGUGUAGCUUUGGAGAGACUGUCCGCCUGUUGCAUCCAUUUCACGAACCGUUCACAGACCACUCUGGAGCAAGAAUCUUACAGCAAUUUACCUUCGAUCAAAAGAAAACCAAAAUAGCGCAACUCCUAGACACGUGCACAAGUCUGAUGCUCUCAGCGCAUUCACGGCUUCCUUUGUCCCCCCGGAUGAGACGUGACACCUCUCAACUGUUGCUCAUUGUGUCUGAUGGCAGGGGCAUAUUCCUGGAGGGCAUGGAGACUGUACAGAAGGCCGUUCGAAUUGCAAGAGAGGCCACAAUAUUUAUGGUCUUUGUGAUUCUUGACAACCCGGCCAACAAGGACUCCGUACUUGACAUCAGAGUGCCGAUAUUUCGUCCGGGAAAACUGCCAGAAAUCAAAUCCUACAUGGAACAGUUCCCUUUUCCAUUUUACAUCAUUCUCAGAGACAUCAACGCAUUGCCGCUGACCCUGAGUGACGCACUAAGGCAGUGGUUUGAACUGGUGUCUAGUAUGGAUUGAUAGCGAAAGCUUUCAGAGUAAAAUGCGCGAGGGCCUGAAGAGAGCGAAAGAGGCUUGCCAUCUGGGACCAGACUGAUGUCAGAAUACCAGAUUGCCGUAAAACGAAUAUCAAGGAGAUCACUUGUUCAAUUUCAUACUCGUGUUGUCCAAUUAGGAAAUCACAAGUUGGCAAGUCUCACAGCAUGUUGCAUGAGAAUCGCUGAUGUUCCUUAGCAAUGUCUGCAAACAACCGCUGGCAUGGAUUAUGGAAGAUUAUAUGGAUUAUGGAAGAUGCAAGAUUUUCGGUAGUUAAAUGAGCCUGUGGUUUACGUGCGAGGUUUUCAUCCUCUAUGCUUGUUGUACCGUAGUCUGCAGAGCUUUGCUUGCUUCCUGGACGCCAUCUUGUUUUGAUUGAAAGAGUGGACGAACGCGCGGUCUUGGGUCCAAGCCAAGCUAUUCUUCCGGUCAUUCCCAGAUUUCCUUUGUGCCCCCACUUUUGUAAAAAUCUGCGGGUUAUUAAUUAAUAUACAUACCGUUGAGAAGAUCCUCGGUAAAAUAAAAUCAACUUAUGUUAACAAAUUGGUCACAAUGAAAUUACUAGUUUAAAUUAAAUCAUUUAAAAACAUUUUUGUUAAAAUAUAUGCCACGACGUUCUGGCGGUUCCAUAACGUCACUACCAAGUCAAAACGAAAAAAUGCGCGAAGAUAAAUAUGAAAUGAAAUGAAAAUUGCUAAGGAGAUCAACGCAAUGGAGCAAAGAUGAGCAAAAUAAAAAAUAGAAUAUCUCUUUGUAACAGAGUCAGGUAAAAAGAUUGGUGCGAGAUGAGCGUUUAACUCAGAAUACAAUUCCUUUGUAACAAGCUUUUCAUAAACCAAACAACAAACUCUAAUCUACAUUUGUUUAAUACGUAAAAUAAUUUGACCUCUAAAUUAAAGCAGACUUUGAUAGUCCACGUUU